GCACAACUUUAGGUAUCUCUCCUCUCGCAUAGCUCUUUAGGACAAAUCUCUUGUGUUUUGUUCUAUUUAGGGGUUUUCAAGUUAAAAUCUGUAGCACACAGAAGCAGAGAUGGAGCACGGUUCGUUCACGAAUGAUAGUCAUGCUUCGUUUACUCUAGCUGAAGAAGAUCACACUCUUGCUAACGCCGUUCGUUUCAUGUUGAACCAAGAUCCUAGAGUAACAUUGGCUGGGUACAGCAUCCCACAUCCUUCCCUUGAAUGUGUCAAUGUCCGAGUCCAGACAACAGGGGAUCCGGCGAGGGAGGUUUUGAAAGACGCAUGUCAAGAGCUCAUGCUCAUGAACAGACAUGUGAGGAGUGUCUUUGAUAAGGCGGUUUCAGAGUUUAUGGUUGAAUAUGCACGUUUGAAGGCUGAGAAGGAGAAGAAGAAAAAGGCUGAAGAAGAAGAGCUUCAGAAGCAGAGGGAACUACUCGACUCUAUGGACAUUGAAAGCAACUGAUUUUGGGGAUACAAAAACAUUUGUAUUCUCUAUAGCGUUUUUAUCUUUGAUUUUGAUCUUGAAACUACUUUUGUCAAACACCUCUUAGUUCUCUUGACUAAUAUUAUUAUCAAAAUUCACAAAUCCACAAGCACAAAUUGUAAACAAAGAUAAACAAUGCCCAGGUUCUCAAGGCCAAUUGAGUUUAG
Eruca vesicaria subsp. sativa (arugula) is the source of this 687-nucleotide messenger RNA. The record is from the annotation of a GenBank genome assembly. Lineage: Eukaryota; Viridiplantae; Streptophyta; Magnoliopsida; Brassicales; Brassicaceae.